GCAGCCAAGAUGGCGUCGGCAGCGGCCGCGGUAGCCUGAGCGGGAUGCUCGGGACCCUCGGCGGCGGCUGUGGCCUCGGCCGGGGCCUCAGGUCUCUCCCGGACGUGAGCGCUCAGACGCCUCUCCUCCGACCGGGGUAACCCGGACAAAGAGGAGACGGCCACAGGAAGGAGGCAGUGAGGAACGCAGAGAGAGCGCGGCGCCUCCCGCCCCGGCACCAUGGCUGGGCUUAUCAAGAAACAGAUCCUGAAGCACCUCUCCAGCGAUCCCUGCUGGCUGUGGUGGAGAUUGGUGUGCUGUGAAUUUCAUAAUCACCCAAAUGAGUACCAGAGGAGUCUAAGAAACCCUGGCAACUGACUGCUUGCUCUCACCAGGAAUAGGGACCUUUUGUCUGAAUUUCCUGCCCUCAGAUUUACCAAAAAUUUAUCUCCUGACAAGAUAAAUCUAAGUACCCUUAAAGGAGAAGGUGAACUGAAGAAUUUGGAGUUGGAUGAAGAGGUGCUCCAGAAUAUGUUGGAUUUGCCAACAUGGCUUGCUAUCAACAAAGUUUUUUGUAAUAAAGCAUCUAUUAGGAUCCCAUGGACAAAACUGAAAACACAUCCCAUUUCUUUGUCCCUGGAUAAAGUAAUAAUGGAAAUGAGUACAUGUGAAGAACCACGAAACCCUAAUGGCCCAUCACCAAUUGCAACUGCUUCAGGACAAAGUGAAUAUGGCUUUGCUGAAAAAGUAGUUGAGGGAAUUACGGUUUCUGUAAAUUCCAUUGUCAUCCGCAUUGGAGCAAAAGCCUUCAAUGCAUCCUUUGAACUUUCUCAGCUACGGAUCUAUAGCGUAAAUGCAAAUUGGGAACAUGGAGAUUUAAGAUUUACUCGUAUUCAAGAUCCCCAGAGAGGAGAGGUUUUAACAUUUAAAGAAAUAAAUUGGCAGAUGAUUCGAAUAGAGGCAGAUGCUACUCAAAGUUCGCAUCUUGAAAUUAUGUGUGCUCCUGUUCGAUUAAUAACAAACCAAUCAAAAAUCAGAGUCACACUUAAAAGAAGAUUAAAGGACUGCAAUGUCAUUGCAACAAAGUUAGUUCUAAUAUUGGAUGACUUAUUAUGGGUUUUAACGGAUUCUCAGUUGAAGGCUAUGGUACAAUAUGCAAAAUCUCUUAGUGAAGCAAUAGAAAAAUCGACAGAACAAAGGAAGAGUAUGGCUCCUGAACCUACACAGAGCUCUACAGUAGCCCCAUCUACCCAGCACGUGAAGACACCACAGACUUCAAAUGCUCCUGAUCUAAGUGAUGCAAUUGUGAAACUAUUCAAUGACUUUGAUGUUAAAGAAACUUCCCAUCAUUUAGUGAUUUCUCAUCUAGAUCUACACAUAUGUGAUGAUAUUCAUGCUAAAGAAAAAGAAUCAAACAGACGUAUUACUGGAGGGGCUAUGCAACUGUCUUUUACACAACUAACUAUAGAUUAUUAUCCUUAUCACAAGGCAGGAGAUAGUUGUAAUCAUUGGAUGUAUUUUAGUGAUGCAACCAAGACAAAAAAUGGAUGGGCCAACGAGUUGUUACAUGAAUUUGAGUGCAACGUUGAAAUGCUUAAACAGGCUGUAAAAGAUCAUAAUGUAGGUUCACCUCCUAAAUCCCCAACACAUGCCUCUCCCCAGCACACACAAACAGAGAAAGACUCAACUCUAAAAGGGACUUCCAGAACACCUUCUGUGUUAUCCGAACAAUCCAAAGCAAAGUUAAUGUCUAGUUCGGUUGUGGUUAGACUUGCAGAUUUCAAUAUAUACCAGGUCUCUACAGCAGAACAAUGUCGUUCUUCCCCCAAAAGUAUGAUUUCUUGCAAUAAAAAAUCCCUGUAUCUUCCACAAGAAAUGUCAGCUGUCUAUGUAGAAUUCACAGAAUAUUACUAUCCGGAUGGAAAGGAUUUUCCAAUUCCAUCUCCCAACCUUUAUAGCCAGCUGAAUGCACUACAGUUUACUGUGGAUGAAAGAAGUAUUCUAUGGUUAAAUCAAUUUCUGUUGGAUUUAAAACAGAGUCUUAAUCAAUUUAUGGCUGUAUACAAGUUGAAUGACAAUUCAAAAUCUGAUGAGCAUGUUGAUAUUCGAAUUGAUGGCUUAAUGCUAAAGUUUGUCAUUCCUUCUGAAAUGAAAUCUGAAUGUCAUCAAGAUCAACCGCAUGCAAUUUCCAUUCAGAGUUCUGAAAUGAUUGCUACAAAUACAAGGCACUGUCCAAACUGUCGACAUUCUGAUCUAGAAGCUUUGUUUCAAGACUUCAAAGAUUGUGACUUUUUCAGUAAAACAUAUACUAGCUUCCCCAAAUCUGGUGACAAUUUUAAUCUUCUGCAUCCAGUCUUCCAGAGACAUGCUCAUGAACAAGAUACCAAAAUGCAUGAAGUUUAUAAAGGAAAUAUUAUUCCCAAGUUGAAUAAACACACUCUUAAAACUGCUGCUGCCACGGAUGUUUGGGCUGUCUACUUUUCUCAAUUUUGGAUAGAUUAUGAAGGGAUGAAAAGUGGAAAAGGACGACCAGUAAAUUUUGUAGACUCUUUCCCUCUUUCCAUCUGGAUUUGUCAACCGACAAAGUACGCAGUGUCACAAAAAGAGCUGCAGACCUGUAAUCGAGUAUCUCUAAAUACAUCACAAAGUGAAUCUAGUGAUCUGACUGGCCGAUUGAAGCGGAAAAAGCUCUUGAAGGAAUAUUAUAGUACAGAGUCAGAGCCAUUGACAAAUGGUAGUCAGAAACCUUCAGAUACAUUUUUAAGAUUUUCCUCUUCGUCAUCAGAUGCAGAUAUUCAUGUCCUGGUUCACAUUCAUAAACAUGUUAGUAUGCAGAUCAAUCACUACCAGUAUCUGUUCCUGCUUUUUCUCCAUGAGUCACUUAUUCUGCUUUCAGAGAACUUAAGGAAAGAUGUAGAAGCUGUGACUGGCAAUCCUGCUAGUCAGACAUCCGUUUGCAUUGGAAUUUUACUUAAAAGUGCAGAAGUGGCUCUUUUGCUACAUCCAGUAGAUCAAGCAAAUACUCUUAAGUCUCCCGUUUCUGCAAGUGUGAGCCCAAUUGUUCCUGAUUAUUUGCCUACAGAAAAUGCAGAAUUUUUGUCUUCAAAAAGAAAAGUUAGUAGUAUAAAUCAAAUUAGAAGUGUAACUGUUAAUGAUAUGUCAGACAACAGAUCUAUGAGUGUUGACCUUAGCUAUGUCCCUUUGAAGGAUCCCUUGCUUUUCAAAUCAGCUAGUGAUACAAAUCUGCAAAAAGGUAUUUCUUUUCUGGAUUAUUUAUCAGGUAAAAGUUUAGGGAAAAUAAGUGAAGAUGAAAGUAGUGGAAUUGUUUGCAAAAGUGGCUCAGGAGAAAUUGGAUUAGAAACAAGUGACAAAAAAGAUUCAUCUUAUACAGAUUCAAAUAGUGUCUUAAACUACAGAGAAGAUUCAAGUGUGCUAUCAUUUGAUAAUGAUGGUAAUCAAAACAUACUUUCAAAUAGUUUAACUAGUAAAGGAAAUGAAACCAUAGAGUUGAUCUUUAAAGCUGAAGACUUGCUUCCAGAAACAGCUUCACUCUUUGAGAACCUGGAAAUUAGUAAAGAAGAAGCGCCCACAGUUAGAACACUUAAAUCACAGUCAUCAUUAAGUGGAAAGCCUAAGGAACAUUGCCCACCCAAUCUGGCUCCACUCUGUGUUUCCUAUAAGAACAUGAAAAGAAGCUCCUCACAAACCUCAUUGGAUACCAUUUCACUUGACAGCAUGAUAUUGGAAGAACAGUUGUUAGAAAGUGAUGGAAGUGAUAGUCAUAUAUUUUUGGAAAAAGGUAUUGAAAAGAACUCAACUACAAAUUACCAGAGCCCAGCAGAGAGUGCAAAUGCCAGUGCAAACCUAAAGAAUUAUGGUGAAACCUCUCCAGAUGCCAUCAGUACAAAUUCAGAGGGUGCUCAAGAAAAUCAUAAUGACCUGAUGUCAGUUGUGGUGUUUAAAAUUACUGGUGUUAAUGGGGAAAUUGACAUCCGAGGGGAAGAUACGGAAAUCUGUCUUCAAGUGGACCGAGUGACGCCAGAUCAGUUAGGCAAUGUCAGUCUUCGGCAUUACCUUUGUAAUCGUCCAGUAGGUUCAGAUCAUGAGGCUGUAAUUCAUUCCAAAUCCUCUCCUGAGAUUACUUUGAGAUUUGAAAGUGGGCCUGGUGCUGUAAUACACUCUUUGCUUGCAGAAAAAAAUGGAUUUCUGCAAUGCCAUAUAGAAAACUUUAGCACUGAGUUUCUUACAUCUUCUCUUAUGAAUAUUCAACAUUUUUUGGAAGAUGAAACUGUUGCAACAGUGAUGCCCAUGAAGAUACAAGUUUCUAACACAAAAAUAAAUUUAAAAGAUGACAGUCCUCGUAGUAGUGCAGUAUCCCUUGAACCAGCUCCUGUAACAGUUCAUAUUGAUCAUCUUGUGGUAGAGAGAAAUGAUGAUGGCUCUUUUCAUAUCAGAGAUUCUCAGAUGCUUAACACUGGAAAUGAUUUGAAAGAAAAUGUCAGAAGUGAUUCAUUGCUGCUUACCAGUGGCAAGUAUGAUCUGAAGAAACAAGACAGUGUCACUCAAGCCACUCAGACGAGUCCAGAGGUUCCUUGGCCUUCUCAGUCAGUUAACUUUCCUGAGUGCUCCUUUGAGUUUACUAGGGAACAGCUCAUAGAAGAGAAUGAAUCUCUUAAACAGGAAUUGGCUAAAGCUAAAAUGGCUCUUGCCGAGGCUCACUUGGAAAAAGAUGCUCUUCUUCAUCAUAUAAAGAAGAUGACAGUUGAAUAGCCGGAGUCAAAAACUCAAAUUGAAGCUGUGGAGUAGGGAGGUUAUAUUUAUAAUGUGAUGUUACCAGUUAGUAGAAGAUUUUCCUUUUCAAAAAAAAGACAAUAAAAUGAAAUGGAAUGUGAUGAAGUGGUGACUGUUCCAAAGCCAGUUUAGAAAGUAUUAGGUACGUGUGUUACAAUCUUUUGGUUGUUUUGUGUUUAACCCUCUUUUAAGCUGGUGUGAUAUAGGGAAGUCAACACAUACUGUAAAAUAAUUACAUGCCUAGUGAAAAGAGGGUGUCAUUUCCUAAUUUUGAUAUCACAUUAUAGGCAUUUUUUAAAAAGAAAAAUGAAAACCUCUUGUGUUCCCACAGAUUGCUGAAUUUAUUUAUCACUAUUUGUUAAUAAUUUACUAUUAUUUACAAAGAUUCAAAUGCUUCUAGGGCUAAUGUAAAAUAAAAGGAGGCUUACGUUUUAAAUGUUGUUAAAAUUAUGUACUUUAAUCUAUAAUUAGUUACUGUAAAAAGUCCAGUCAAAUUAAUAAAUUAUAUAAAUACUGGGUUUGAAAAUUCUGGAAAGUUAUCACCGUACUGAACUU
Messenger RNA from Ceratotherium simum simum (southern white rhinoceros), 5325 nucleotides. RefSeq names its product bridge-like lipid transfer protein family member 3B (gene BLTP3B). The record is from RefSeq and is a predicted model, not a curated record. Lineage: Eukaryota; Metazoa; Chordata; Mammalia; Perissodactyla; Rhinocerotidae.